CGGUGCCGUAUCUAUCUCGGGAAUGGAGCCAAAAGUUUUUGAAUGACAAACUCUUUCUAUAGUUUAGAAAACCUUUUUGUCUGUUUUUAUGAAACUUCAUAGCAGCUCAAACCAAAGAUGAUUCGUGGCCGAGUUCACUCAAUAGCAGUUCUGAAACAGGUUUAUUUACUUAAUCGACUGGAUUCUUGAAGAAUUGUUUUCUAGGAAAAUGUCUUGUCAUGAGAUACAAUCUUGGACUUUUAGUGGGCUAGUGGGUGCAUUUCUUGAUCUUGCUAUUGCCUAUCUUCUGCUUUGUGCAUCAACUCUUGCUUAUCUUGCCUCAAAAUUCUUGGGUUUGUUUGGAUUGGCUCUGCCUUGCCCUUGCAAUGGACUAUUCGGUGACCCCAAUAGUGAUAGUAGUUGCUGGCAAUCGGUGCUAGUAGACAGCCCAUCAGGGAAGAUAUCCUCUGUCCAAUUCUCUGUUAAGAGCAAACUCCCUUUUGAUUCAAUUUGGGAAGAAGAGAGGUUUGAUAUCAAGGGGAAGGGGGUUUCUUCUCAGAGAGCACGACAUGCUCUUAGGCGCCGUAGGAAAUGUUUGACUGAUAAUGGGGGGUCUUCUUCUGUUUCCUCAUAUGAUCCUUCUCGGUUGGAUUCACAAGCUGCUUUUCAGUCUCCUGCCAGUGCUAGUAAAUUGGUGCAUGACAGUAUCGAAGGCAGCACAAUACCUGAUGGCAAUUCUCAGCUUUAUGGCAGGGUCUCUUCUGUAGACAUGGAUUUGCUGGGGGGAGAGUCCCCUGAUUUUGAAUCAAAUGCACCUAUAAAUGAAAAUGAACUAACACAGAAGGAUGCAUUACCUGCUGAUAACUUGAAUUUGGAUGCACAAGGUGAGGGCUUCUUUGAUAGUAAUGAUAAAAGUAUAAUUAGAGUCUUGAAACAAGCACUAGAAAAGGAGCACGCAGCUUGUACUGCUUUGUACCUUGAGCUUGAGAAAGAGAGGAGUGCUGCUGCUACUGCUGCAGAUGAGGCCAUGGCAAUGAUACUGCGUCUACAAGAAGAAAAGGCAUUGAUAGAAAUGGAAGCUAGACAAUACCAGAGGAUGAUAGAAGAAAAAUCUGCUUAUGAUUUUGAAGAAAUGAGCAUUCUUAAAGAGAUCCUAAUAAGAAGGGAAAGGGAAAAACAUUUCUUGGAGAAGGAAGUUGAAACUUACAGGCAAAUGAUUUUUGGGAGUGAGCAGUUUGAUUCUGAUCAACAAGAUAUUGGAACCUCUCGUGGAAGAAGGGCAGCUUCUUUGCUACAUUCAGGUGAAUCCAUUUGUGGGAAGGAAAAGAUGGAAAAUGCAAACAAAAUUUCCGAAGAUAGAUCUAUUGAAUUACAAGAUCGUACUCUAACCUUUGGGAAAAAGUUACCAAACCCAGAUUUGGAUGAAGUUGACUCUUUGAAACUAGGAUCAAGUGGCAAUAGGGAGAUUGAUGAAGAGUUUGGAGAGAUGGAGCCAUUAUCAUUGGAAAAGAGCCCAAUGUCUCAGGAAGGGGAGGCACAAUAUAACUUUUCAAUUGCUGAAACAUACAAUUUGCAGGAUGAGAAAACUGUCACCCCCUUCAGGGAAGUACAGCAGCAAAUUGAUGUCACUAGUGCAAGCCAUGAGUCAGCAUCAAAGACAAUUCAGGCCGGUGAUGAAACAAAAAAUUUUUUUUCAUAUACUUGUGAUGAUUCAGAGAAGCAAGACGAAGGUUCAUGUAAUACAAUGUUCAACAAGGAUCCUUUUGUUCCUGAUGUUCGAAUGAUUGAUGACAAAUUUAGUGUGUCUGGUGAAGUCAGAGGAAAUGGAAGUGAAAAGCUGUUUGUGAAUGCUGCCUUAGACAUCCCAAGAUCUUGUGAUAGUCCAAAUAUGAGCAGGUCACAAACUGAGCAGGAUGUCAGAAGAAGCUGCUCAGACAUAACUAGUGGAUUCUCACCUAUGGAUUGCUCACUAAGAAAACCCAUGCUUUCUGAUUUUAGAAGAAAUUCCAUGUCUAUUGUUGACUAUGAGAGGUUUAAAAUUGAUAAUGAAGUUGGGAGGCUGAGGGAAAGGCUAAGGAUUGUACAAGAGGGCAGAGGGAAGCUCAAUGUGUCUACGCAGAACAUGGAAAAAGAAAAAACUCAGUUGCAACUUUUGGAGAAUAUUAUGGGCCAGCUUCAAGAGAUUCGGCAACUAACAGAACCUGGAAAGGCUUUUCGCCAGGUCUCAUUGCCUCCUCAAUCCUGUAAGAUCAUGUCAAAGAAAAGACACUGGAGAAGUGUUUCUCUGGAAGUACGUAGAAGCACUUAAAUACUGUUCUCCAUCACUGAUAUUGUGCUUCUCAUGGAUCUUGUUAUGGUAGUUUCUGGACAAGGAAACUCUUGCUAGAAGAACUUGCUUGUAGUUGCUUCGGACAUUACAGGGCAGAGCUAUGCCAACUUUCCUGGGAAGUCUUGCUGGAUGAGAUGCUUAAUCUGCAGAUAACAAAUCGGUGAUGUUGGAUCUUGUCAAGAACCUUCCAGCAGGAUUUUAUGCAACAGAUAGGAUUGGUGGCAGAUUAAUUGCUUUCUGUUAUAGUAGAAAUGCAGUUUGGUCACCCAUGUAAGUGCCACGUGAGAAAUUACACUUGAGUUAAUAACAGUCAUGUAAUUAACACUGGCUUAAGAAGUAAAUUUCUUCUACAGAGCAUAAACGGUUUUUUCUCCGUUAUUUGAGGUUCCAAUAUGUUGGACUACGGUUGGAAUAAAGAUAAAUUGCUUCACUUCCUUUUGGUUUGAAA
This is a messenger RNA of Jatropha curcas, 2756 nucleotides long. RefSeq lists its product as uncharacterized. The record is from RefSeq and is a predicted model, not a curated record. NCBI's taxonomy places the organism in Eukaryota, Viridiplantae, Streptophyta, Magnoliopsida, Malpighiales, Euphorbiaceae.